Ornithodoros turicata is the source of this 688-nucleotide messenger RNA. RefSeq names its product domesticated amidase effector 2-like. Bases 168 to 596 code for a protein of 142 amino acids. Lineage: Eukaryota; Metazoa; Arthropoda; Arachnida; Ixodida; Argasidae. The transcript has 4 exons. The record is from RefSeq and is a predicted model, not a curated record.
CGUGCUAUCAUCGCGCGUGAUAAGCCCGGAAACUCCCCACUAAAUCAAGCAGCAAACAGAUAACGAUACGCGCUUUCCACGUGACCACGCCCACUCCUUUUGUUAAUGCGGGUAUAUGUACGAGCUCUUGCAUGAGUGAGUAAUCACUAGGCAUUCAUCGCGGAAAGAUGAGGUUUGCAGUGAUAUCCACAGCUGCGUUGCUGCUGGCUCUAGUGACGGUGUCCCAAGCCAUUGGAUGCCAAGACCCAACACCGUUCGUAGGCAACUGGGUCAUCGGCGUUGACAACAAGGAAUGUGUUGCGCUCGUCAAGGAGAAGUGCGGAAACCUUAGGCAGUUUCCUACGGGCAAGUGGGUCAGAGGACGAAAGGUACGUGAUAACUGCAACAGCAUCCCUCGUUGGACGGCCAUCGCUACCUUCCUGAACCCAGGAAACAAGUACCGUGGCCAUGCAGCCAUUUUUGAAUCAUGCGCUUCUGACGGGCUCUGGGUGUAUGACCAAUGGAACGCCCAGCCGGUCGCCCGUCGCAAAAUCCGCUUCGGGAACACAAGUAAACCCAACUACAACGGCGACAACUUCUACACUAUUGAGCUCUAACAGUGUCGUCUAGAAACUACGUCAGUGAGAAAUGACCGGUCCACUUUGUAUCUUAUGCUUGAUGUGUUGGUUGGUAAAGGAUGUGAUCUGUG